Molecule: messenger RNA, 3039 nt
Organism: Penicillium argentinense
Lineage: Eukaryota; Fungi; Ascomycota; Eurotiomycetes; Eurotiales; Aspergillaceae
Product: Sec23/Sec24 family protein
Exons: 6
Coding region: 1-3039 (1012 amino acids)
Biological process (GO): COPII-coated vesicle cargo loading; intracellular protein transport; endoplasmic reticulum to Golgi vesicle-mediated transport
Cellular component (GO): endoplasmic reticulum exit site; COPII vesicle coat
Molecular function (GO): zinc ion binding; SNARE binding
Source: RefSeq, a predicted model, not a curated record
AUGGCUGACCAGAUGUAUCACGCAAUGGGGGGCUCUGCCGAUGAUCCCACCAACCCCCAUUCCUAUGCUUCUCCCCAGCAACCUCAACCACAACAAUACCCACCCGGUUAUGGCCCCGGUGCUCCGCCGCAACCAGGAGCUGUCUAUCCCAACGCCUCCCCGAAUCAAUGGUCCGCCUACGGCUCGCCCCAGCAGCAGCACAUGCCGACCAACCCGAACGCCGCGUAUAGUCCUAUCGCCGGACAACAAGCACCGAUGGGUGGCGCGGGAGAUCCUAAUAUGGCGGGCUUAGCCUCCCAGAUGAGUGGGUUGGGAAUUGCAGCAGAUGCCGGAGCCCGAACACAUCGCAAGAAGCAUCGUCAUGCGUAUCACGAUAUUGGUGCUGCAGCAGGGGCACCUGCACCGGCUUUUGGCCAGGGAAUGGCCGCCGGGGGAGCGCAGCCGACAUCCCAAUUCCUCAGCACCGGCCUGAACCAAGCUCCGCAAGCCAUCGCGGGUACUCAACAGGGCUACGUCCAACCGGCACCCGGAAUGACCUCGCAGCCUGGUCUCUCUAGCGGGGCGGACUCAGUGGCCACACAGGGCCGAAUUGACCCUGAGCAGAUCCCCAGCAUCCCACGAUCGCGCGACCUGCCUGCUCAAUACUACUUCAACCAUGUCUACCCGACCAUGGACCGACACCUCCCUCCGCCUGCGGCAGUUCCCUUUGUUGCUCACGACCAGGGCAAUUCCUCUCCAAAGUACGCCCGCCUCACGCUUAACAACAUCCCCUCGACCUCCGACUUCCUUUCCUCGACCGGACUGCCCCUGGGCAUGAUCAUCCAACCACUCGCAGGUUUGGACCCAGGCGAACAACCAAUUCCCGUGCUGGACUUCGGGGACGUUGGGCCUCCGCGAUGCCGAAGAUGCCGUACAUACAUCAAUCCCUUCAUGUCGUUCCGAGCUGGCGGCAGCAAGUUCGUUUGCAACAUGUGCACGUUCCCGAAUGACACACCACCCGAAUACUACGCGCCUUUGGAUCCCUCCGGGGCACGUGUGGAUCGAAUGCAGCGACCAGAGCUGAUGAUGGGUACGGUCGAGUUUUUGGUCCCCAAGGAGUACUGGAAUAAGGAGCCCGUGGGGUUGCAGACGCUGUUUUUGAUUGAUGUCAGCCGCGAAUCUGUCCACCGAGGAUUCUUGAAGGGUGUCUGUGACGGCAUUGCAGAGGCACUGUACGGCGAAGACGGAGAGGCGGACGGAACUGAAGGAGAUGAGUCCAAAGCGCGCAAGAUCCCAGCUGGAUCGAAGGUCGGCAUUGUCACUUUUGAUAAGGAGGUCCACUUCUACAACCUCACGGCGACAUUGGACCAGGCGCAAAUGAUGGUUAUGACUGAUCUGGAAGAGCCAUUUGUACCAUUAAGCGAGGGUCUUUUUGUGGAUCCAUAUGAUUCCAAGUCUGUGAUCACUUCACUGCUGCAGCGAAUACCCUCUAUCUUCACUCAUAUCAGAAACCCCGAUCCCGCUGUGCUCCCAACUCUCAAUGCGGCUCUCUCGGCUCUUCAAGCCACAGGUGGAAAGAUCAUCUGCUCAGUCGCCAGCUUGCCCACCUGGGGUCCAGGACAAUUGGCUUUGCGGGAAGAUGUCAAGAUCCACGGGACAGAUGCGGAACGAAAACUCUUUACCACAGAGAAUCAGGCUUGGAAGAAGACGGCCAGCAAGCUGGCAGAGACGGGCGUGGGUGUGGAUUUCUUCAUUGCCGCCCCCGGUGGCACUUACAUGGAUGUUGCAACAAUGGGUCAUGUCGCUGCUCUUACCGGCGGCGAGACUUUCUUCUAUUCAAACUUCCAUUCCCCACGGGACUUGCUCAAAGUCCGCAAGGAGGUGGCUCACGCCGUCACCCGAGAGACAGGCUACCAGGCAUUGAUGAAAGUUCGAUGCUCGAACGGCUUGCAGGUGUCCUCCUAUCACGGAAACUUCGUGCAACAUGCUCUCGGUGCCGACCUCGAGAUUGGCAGCGUCGAUUCGGAGAAGGCUAUCGGUGUGGUUUUCAGCUAUGAUGGCAAGCUUGACCCCAAGCUUGAUGCACACUUCCAAGCCGCGUUGCUCUACACCUCUGCCGAUGGUCAGCGCCGAGUCCGUUGUAUCAAUGUAGUCGCUGCCGUCAAUGAAGGUGGCAUGGAGACCAUGAAGUAUGUUGACCAGGAUGCGGUGGUGGCUGUCAUUGCCAAGGAAGCUGCUUCGAAGACGCUUGACAAGACGCUUAAGGACAUCCGCGCCAGCAUUUCGGAGAAGACGGUUGAUAUCUUCAGCGGAUACCGCAAGAUUUUCUCUGGCUCACACCCUCCUGGUCAGCUGGUCUUGCCAGAGAACUUGAAGGAGUUCUCCAUGUACAUGCUCAGUCUGGUCAAGUCCAGAGCAUUCAAGGGUGGUAAUGAGACUUCGGACCGCCGAACUCAUGAUAUGCGCAUGAUUCGGUCUUUCGGCUGCACAGAAAUGUCUCUUUAUCUCUACCCCCGCAUCAUUCCCAUUCAUAACAUGCAACCGGAAGACGGGUUCCCGAACGAGCAUGGCCAGCUCCAGGUUCCGCCAUCAUUGCGUGCUAGCUUCUCGAAGAUCGAGGAAGGUGGUGCUUACCUGGUGGACAACGGACAGGCUAUUCUCCUCUGGCUGCACGCCCAGGUCUCGCCGAAUCUCUUGGAGGACCUGUUCGGCCCUGGUGCGAGCGCGCUCCAGGAGCUGAACCCCAACACUUCGUCUCUACCCGUCUUGGACACGCACCUCAACGCCCAGGUACGCAAUUUGCUGCAGUACUUCUCAACCGUGCGCGGAUCCAAGUCGGUCACGAUCCAAUUGGCCCGCCAAGGCCUGGAUGGAGCGGAGUACGAGUUUGCCCGGUUGCUGCUGGAGGACCGGAACAACGAAGCCCAAAGCUACGUGGACUGGCUGGUGCACAUUCACCGACAGAUCAACCUCGAGCUGGCCGGUCACCGCAAGAAGGAGGACACGAGCGACAGCACAUUGGCCAGUGGUUUAUCGGCCAUGCGCGCGCCGUAUUGGUAG